GGUUCUCCGAUGGUUACUUAAUGUGUUGCGGUAGAAAGUCGACGAUAGUCGACGACGUUAGAUCGACCAGACGGGCUGGUGCGAUCGUCGUAUCAAGAAUUCAAACCUCGUCGGAUUCUCGUCGGAUUUUGUCUGCUCUCUCUCUGUCUCUUUCUCUCUUUCGCUCCGUCGGAAGCGAGUCGCUUCGUCGAUCCAUGGAUCCCACGAGCUGCGAGAUCGACCGCGUCUGUCCGCGAUAUUUGCUACCGCCGCACGUUGUUUCGCCACCUGCGAAGAUAAUCCCGCGACGUCGUUGAUACACCACUGAUCAUCGAUCGGGUUAAUCAUGGCCAACGAUCGAUAUAUCAUCGAUUGAUCAACGUGUGUAUGUAGUGCGUAUAAGACGGUUUUGUUUCCCCCGAAUUAGUUGCUCGAGUUGAAGUACAUUGAAAAAGAGUGCCGGAAACGAGGAUGGACGGUCUCAUCGAAAUCUUCCUCUUCUGCGGAGUGCUCUGCUACUUCUUUAAUCUCAGACCCAAUAAUAUGGUGGGCGUGCUAUCUACGCGUUUGCAGGAAGUAUACGCCAAUUGGGAAGCCAGGACGGAAGUGCGAAAUGCGGAAUCGACAGGCAGUCGAUUCACACUGGAUGGUCUCCGGCAGGCCGGGCAAAACUCUCGGCGAUAUAAGAUUCAAGAGAGGGAAGAUUGGCGUAAGCUACGCGAUUUCUCGUUGUACAAGAUUAAGGAAAGCGAGCCCCUACCGCCACGGACCAGACAAAAGCUUUCGUUCCUGCAACAGUGCUGCAACAAGUGCACGCCUGCUUCCAGAGAGUCGUUAGUAACUACUGUGCGCGAGAAACAGCAACUGCAUCCGUUCGGUCUAAACAUAUUGCUGGUAAAACCAGGUCCCACACUUUUCUCAAGAAUAUUCAAUUGUGUAUCUUAUGUCUCGAGCUUCAAGAGGUAUAACUAUCCAAUGAUCACGCAGACGAUCCUAAACGACGAACGAUUGAAAGACGCUAUCACGCUAACUGCCUGGGACACAGUUAAAAAUGAGGGUUGCAGUGAGGACAAGGCAUUCGCGAAGGCGAAAACCAGAGCCAAGAACAUAUUACUGCAAAUGGAGAGCAGAUGCAGCGACGCCUUGCUCAAGAUAAUCGCGUGGCUAAUAUAUAAACUGCUGCCCUGUUUCAUACAAUCCGCCGUUGUAUUGCCCUCACAAAUAGAAUUGUUGAAGAAGGCGAACGACACCGGUUUACCGCUCGUGCUGCUACCGCUGCAUCGCAGUCAUCUAGACUACAUAAUGAUCAGCUUUCUCAUGGUUACGAAUAACAUAAGAAAUCCGUUAAUUGCAGCAGGGGAUAAUUUGAAGAUUCCAUUUUUUGGAUGGUUGCUGAGAGGUUUGGGUGCUUUCUUCAUCAAACGUCGUAUCGAUCCGAUAGCGGGACGCAAGGAUCUUCUCUACCGCGCGAUUCUUCAGGCGUACAUCAUGGAGAAUCUUCGUGCCGGAUACAACAUGGAAUUCUUUGUGGAGGGCGGUCGCACGAGAACCGGCAAGCCUUGCAUGCCAAAAAGCGGUAUUCUGGGCGUCAUUGUCGACGCGUACAUGGACGGUACAAUCGAAGAUGCAUUAUUGAUACCGAUAGCGAUGAACUAUGAACGACUGGUGGAUGGAAAUUUCGUCAGGGAACAAUUAGGACAACCGAAGAAAAUGGAGACUUUCACUUCGGCAAUAAAAGCCAUGUGGUCAACGCUCAUGGGCCACUACGGUAUCGUCAAGAUCGAUUUCUGUCAACCAUUUUCUCUUAGGGAAAUGGUAAAGACCUUCCAAGCUCAACAAAAUAGAAUCCCUCUUCGAUCACCAUCGAAACGACCUUUAAAAUAUACUAUGUCGAAUUCAUCUCUUUACGGUACAGAUGUUAUUGUAGAAGAACAUCGUCAAUUGGUGGACAUGAUCGCCCGCCAUGUUGUGUAUGAUUCAUCCAAAUCCACACCAAUCAUGUCGACCAAUGUUGUUGCAUUUUUACUAUUAAAUAGGUUUAGAGACGGUUGUACAUUAGAUAAAUUGGUCGAAGCGUUCGAAUCGAUACGGCUAGAGCUGGAAUUUAACAACAUGGAUGUAGCCUUUUGUGGAGAGAAUAUUGAUAUUAUUAAACACGCGCUGGAUAUCCUGGGCCCGGGCUUAGUGAUGCAACAGCGACAAGAAAUCACUGAAUCUGUCGAUGGCGAUCAGUCUUACAAAUCAAACGUUGUCAUCGCAAUCCGUCCUGUGUCGAUUCUGCCAAAUGUGAUCGAGUUAUCGUACUAUAGCAACACUAUGUUGCUAUAUUAUGUUAUGGACAGCAUAGUAGUAACUGCUUUGUAUGCUGAAUUGCAGUCACAGAUUAACGAUCCGAUCGCAAUUGCCGAGAACAAUAUUACAGUGCUCCAAGGCAGUUUGAUCGAUCGAGCACUCAAAUUGUGUGACAUUCUGAGGUAUGAGUUCAUUUUCUGCAGGCCUUGCCAAGAGCUUGAAGAUAUAGUUCUCGACACGAUAUAUAAAUUCACACAUAAAGGCAUUAUCAGUAAACAAGAGAGAGCUUACCUUGAGGAUGAGCUUUGGAGUAAAAGAUAUGCGACAAGUUUUGACGACAGUUCGGAUGAAGAAUACCAGAGAGAACAAAAAAUCUGCAACAUUAAAUAUAAACUGAGUUUAAACCCAGAGCACUCCAGUCACAUGGAAUUCCUGCAUAUGGCAUUACGGCCGUUAAUCGAUACGUAUACAUGUAGCGCUUUCAAUUUGAUGAAGCUAGUCGGCCGUCAACUCUGCGAGCGAGAUUUAGUCCAAGAAGUAUUGAGCGAAAUCAAAACUAAUUUGGACGGAGGCAUAGUUAGUUACGGAGAGAGUUUAUGCGUCGAUCCGAUAAAGAACUCCUUCAAGCUUUUCGAAAAGUGGAAUGUCCUAGAGUGUCACAUGCAAGAAAACAUUAAAAUUUUCUACUUGAAAGAAGAUUACGAUAAAGAGGUGAUAACGAAAAACGUAUACGAUACUUUAGCAACUUUUAAAUGGACUAGAAACGUGAAUUAAAAUGUGAUGAUACUUUCUAUUUUGCGUAAUCAAAAAGAAUCUUCAAUAUUUUUUUAUAUCUUUUACAGCAUCUUAUUGUAAUAUGUUCGUUCAAGUGUUUUUUGUAAACAUUGUCGUACACGUGUUUAAAUACAUAUAACUAUAAGUACACAUAAUACAUAUGUAUUAUAGUAUAUAUUUAUGAAUAUAGUGCGUACAUAUAUGUAUACAUAUAUAUAUAUAUCAUAUAUAAUAUAUGUAUAUAUUAUAUAUAGCUUUAUUUUAGAGACAAAUUAAAGAAACUAUUGUAGUAUAUCACUUGUGGAUGUUCCUAAAAGCAAUGUGCAAUUCACAUUCACAAUGAAAUACUUAAAGUCCUAUUAAUGAGAAACUGUACAAAUGCAAGAUCAUAAACUAUAGAUCUGAGUUAUUGGUUGUAUCAUAAAAUAUUUGUACGAAUAAACAGGUAAUA
Molecule: messenger RNA, 3496 nt
Organism: Formica exsecta
Lineage: Eukaryota; Metazoa; Arthropoda; Insecta; Hymenoptera; Formicidae
Gene: mino
Product: glycerol-3-phosphate acyltransferase 1, mitochondrial
Exons: 13
Coding region: 451-3045 (864 amino acids)
Cellular component (GO): mitochondrial membrane
Source: RefSeq, a predicted model, not a curated record